Cylas formicarius (sweet potato weevil) is the source of this 769-nucleotide messenger RNA. RefSeq names its product ATP synthase subunit d, mitochondrial-like. Gene Ontology annotation, molecular function: proton transmembrane transporter activity. The coding region runs from base 103 to 630 and encodes 175 amino acids. The record is from RefSeq and is a predicted model, not a curated record. Lineage: Eukaryota; Metazoa; Arthropoda; Insecta; Coleoptera; Brentidae. The transcript has 3 exons. Gene Ontology annotation, biological process: proton motive force-driven ATP synthesis.
UGUCAAACGUUUCAGUCAGCUGUCGAUUGAUAAACUGGCCAUUUGUUGCAUAACCAAUUUUCGUCUGAAUUUACGCUCGGUUUUUGAGUAUUGCAGGUGAAAAUGGCUGCGAGAAGAAUCGCCCAAAGUUCCGUCAACUGGAGUGCCAUUGCCGAGCGGGUUCCGGAAAAUCAACGUCCAGUUUACCUGGCGUUCAAGUCCAAAUCCGAUCAGUACCUCAGAAGGGUGAUGCAGUACCCCGAAAAGGCUCCGACCAUAGACUGGUCGUAUUACAAGCAGCGGGUGCCUAUAGCUGGUAUGGUUGAUGACUUUGAGAAGCAGUACUCUGCUUUGACCAUUCCAUAUCCGCGCGAUACAGUUAGCUCUCAAAUUGACGCCCAGGAGAAGGAAAUUAAGGCGGACAUUGAGAAAUUCAAAAAGGAAUCUAAUGCUAGGAUUGAGGAAUAUAAGAAACAGCUGGCACAUUUGGCAAGUUUGAUUCCAUUCGAUCAGAUGACACUGGAAGACUUCCGCGAGGCAUAUGCUGAUGCGUCUCUUGACGCAAUCAAUAGGCCUACACUGUGGCCGCAUGAUCCUGAAACUCAGCCUGACUAUUUCGAAAAGGAAGCACUUUUAGAAGAAAAGCACUAAACGCUUGCAAGUUACUAAAUUAGAGCUGGAAUUUAGAUGAUUAAUAUGUGUAAUGUAAAUUAUAAAUUUUGAGUUCUUUAUUUCUAAACCAAAACUGCCCUAGGGGCAAAAUAUUAAAAUACUUCAAAGUAGUAGAUCA